Messenger RNA from Geodia barretti, 1953 nucleotides. NCBI's taxonomy places the organism in Eukaryota, Metazoa, Porifera, Demospongiae, Tetractinellida, Geodiidae. The record is from the annotation of a GenBank genome assembly.
GACCCUUGAACUCUGCUGGCCUUUGAACGCGAAGAGAAAAUGGAUUUUUCUCCUCAGAACUGCUUUUCUGCCGCCUUUUCAAAGCUAGACAAGCUAAGAACUCGGCAUGAACUGUGUGAUAUUGUACUGCGGUUGGAGGGGCAGGAAUUUCACGCCCACAAGGUUAUUCUUAUCGCUUGCUGUCCAUAUUUCGAGGCAAUGUUCCUGUCGGGCAUGAGUGAAAGCCGUCAGAGUGUAGUGGACCUCCAAGGACUGAGCCCAGAUGCAUUUGAAGCCAUUCUUCGUUUCUUCUACACGGGUAAUAUCCGAAUCACCAAGGAUAAUGUCCAAACCAUUCUCCCUGCUUCUAGCAUCUUCCAGUUGGACGACCUCAAGAAAGCCUGUGCUAACUUCCUGGUACACCAACUGGCUCCCUGUAACUGUCUGGGGAUAACGACCUUUGCUCGGACCUAUGGUUGCCCUAGGCUUGAGGAGCAGGCUUGGAAGCACACUCUCCUCAGAUUUGUAGAAGUGUCAUCAACUGAAGAGUUUUACCAACUGGAGCUUACGGAAGUAUGCCAGCUGCUGAGGUGUGACCACAUCAAAGUUGCAUCAGAGGAGCAGGUGUUUGAGGCAGCAGUGAGGUGGAUUGAGCACAAUCCCAUGCAACGUGGGCAGUGCAUGUCACAGCUGCUGCGUCACAUUCGUCUCCCACUUCUCCCACUGCCGGUACUGGCAGAUAAAGUGAAGUGCCAUCCUUACAUCAAGGAUGACUUGGAGUGUCGAAAUCUUUUGGACGAGGCACUAAUCUCAUACCAUCUGCUGCCUGAGAGGAGGGGGAGCCUUCCAGCCGAGCGUACGCGGGCACGUCGCUGUCUCUAUGAUAUGGGGAUGAUUUAUGCCGUGGGAGGACUGAGUUCUGGAAGAGGAAACUUAUCUUCCGUUGAAAGGUUUGAUCAAGAGAAAUCAGCGUGGGAGUCGUCCAAGGCUAUGACGACACUCCGCAGCAGGGUUGGCGUGGCUGUUGUCGACCGAAAACUCUUUGCCUUUGGAGGAUAUGAUGGCUCAUCUCGGCUCUUUACAGUGGAGUGCUACAACCCAGAGCAUUUUUCGUUACACUACAGACGAGACUAUGAUAAAUCAUAAAAACAAGUGAUCUUUAUGAAGGACGAGUGGAGUGUCAAAUCCCCAAUGAGUACACGUCGCAGUGCCCUCAGUAUAGCUGUGAUGGAUAAGGACGUGUAUAUUAUUGGAGGCUAUGAUGGGAACACUUCACUCAGUUCUGUCGAGAUCUAUCAUGUUCUGAGGGAUGAGUGGAGCACAUGCGCAGGAAUGAAUACCAGUCGCAGUGCUGCUGGUGCUGCUACACUGGAUGGAAUGAUCUAUGUAGCUGGAGGCCACAAUGGGCUUUCUAUCUUCAGGAGUGUGGAGUGCUACAACCCUCAGGACCACAGCUGGACUGCUGUACCACCUAUGCUCAGUAGGCGAUGCAGGGCUGGAGUUGUUGCACUGAAUGGAAAACUUUUCAGGUACAUUGGUGGUUACGAUGGCCAGUCAUUCCUGGACACUGUUGAAUGCUAUGACCCCAUCACCAAACUCUGGAGCAGAAUAAAGUCCAUGACAUGCAGACGCAGUCGUGUUGGUGUAGCAGUUCUAUCGAAUCAGAUAUAUGCGAUUGGUGGAUAUGAUGGACUGGCCAAUCUGAGUUCAGUGGAAGUGUACAAAACUGAAACUCAGGAGUGGACUCCUGCUCCCCCACUUACUUGCCAUCAGGGUGGUGUUGUUGUAGCUGUUAUACCUCAUGAAUAAGCAUAAAGUUCAAACCCUGAAACGCACGCGCGUGUUAGCGUUGAAACAUGCGCCAAAAAAAUACAGGCUUCACCACGCCACCACGGGUGUAUAGCCUUGUUAACCCUCGGAGCACAUGCGCAGCGAGGGUUACGGUACUUGGUUUGUGUGUCUGUGUGUCCGUUC